GGAAAUUCAGACUCAACGCCAUGGACGAAAGCAUCUAGAUGCAUCUAAGUGAUGCCGCUAGACGAAAACAUGAUGUACUGGCCACAUGAUUGGACUGGACUUGAAACGUACUCAAAUAGAGAAUUCUUUAUCUAAAGAUAGAACUUAUCGAGUCGAUCCUAGCCUAGUCGAGCCUAAUAUCGAAUCGAGUCCAACUGUCAAAAUGCAUGGAAACUUUUGGCUGAGAUUUCUGGAGAUAUAUCUUCUUGUUCAAACUUGCAACGCGUAUUACUUUUCAAUAAAUCAUAAUAACAACAACAUAGAAGGUGCUGGGGUCUGUGGAUGUGAAUUCACGUGCGAAGCGUUUCAGGGCAGCGGUGCAACCAUGUGUUACAUAAUAUAUCGAGAAGACGGUAUGUGGCGAACGGAAGACCACCAACUCGUUAACGAAAGGUUUUUAGAACAGAGAGAAUGUAUUACUGGUAAUAUACGUCAACACUGCUAUAUGCUUGUUGUUUACGAAAAUAACGGCAUAAGUUUGUCGUGUCAAGAUUCACACCAAAGAUGCCAACGAGCCAGCGGAGGCAUUGCCAGGAUGGACACAAAUCACGAACUGUAUGACUUUUCCAAUAUCCUAGCAAAUUAUAUUCCAAAUGAAUUUCAAAAACGUUAUUCCUACAAAACAAUAGCUGAGGAUAUAUGGGUACACAACGCAGUCUUGAAGAACACAUGCGCUAGCGUUCAGUCGUUGAAUGCAUAUGACAGUAAUAUACAGGCAUCCGGUUGUCGAUCAAUCGAUCACGUGAACUCCAUUAUCUGCGAAAAUGCACCAUUACCAAUAAGCACAUACUGUGCUUCACCGCCGCCAGCAAAUCCACCGACUCUAAAAUCUGGCCAAACCACAAAGAAACCACGAGCGACCGCAACCGCUUCGCGGAGCGUAACUUACGCAUUGCGGCCAGGAGGAACACCGUUCGCCCCUAAGCAAUUUACCAACGCCUUGAAUCCAACUGUCAAAUCCAACCCAGGACCAGGUGUCCCCAACCUGUGGCCAACCUGGUGGCCUUGGGUAACCGAAACGACAACGAAGCAAACAACAACCAAAAAAACAUUGAAAAAGAAGAAGAAAAUGGUAGUCAAUCACAACGAACCACAUAAUGAUACUAAAAAGAAAAAAAAUGCAACCCAUUUAAUUGCUGGAAUAUUUUUUGUUGGUACAAUUGUGAUGGUUGGCGUUGCUUUGAUGGCUGUCUGCUUUUUUAGAUAUCGGCAUCAUGAAGAGCAACCAGAUAUAACUAGAUGGUCAAACGCAUCUGAUCCACCCAAGAAUCUAAGUAUUACGAACGAAAAACUAAAUUUAACCAAAACAUACGCUGCAGACAUGGAUGCAAGAAAUGCCGCCAGCGAUUAUGAGCAUGGAUAUUCAGUUAUACAUGUGGAUAAACGUCGAAAAAACGACUCAGUUCGGAAGAACCUCAGUCUCGGUGAUUGUAGGCGUUAUAGGUUGUCUAAACAAAAAUACGAUGAUGUAAUUACCGAGGGUGCACAUUAUCAACAAGAUAUCAAACUUAAACCAAUCAAUUCACCUAAAAUGACGUCAACAUAUACAAAUGCGCGUGAUGUAUCUACAUAUAAGGCACGCGUGCGCAGUCAUAAUGUCAUCGAUAGAAUGAGCAGUGGCAGGCCUAUAUCAAUGAGUUCUAGAUCAUCGAUGCAUUAUGAAAUUAAUGACUUCGUCAAAUAUGACCAGGCUGGUCCAUACGUCGUAAGUGACAUCCAAGAGCCCUCAUAUGAUUAUGCGUACGCGUCAACAAAACGCGUAAAGAAAAAAAAGAGCAAGAGACAGAGAAUAAAACAUGAAAAUAAUGUAUACGGUGACGUAUGACAUGUGUCAACAUAAUUGCAUUCGUUUUAAUUCCAUUCGAAUGCAAACAAAAUUUAUACCUUUAACCAGCAAAGAGUAUAGAAAGUAAAGAGAGCAGUACGCUGGUUUUGAGUAUAAACAAACGAUACGACCUUAUACGUAGCUAUGAGAGGACGCCCGCUUCAUUCGGUUGUCAGUUUUGUUUUAGUUACCCAUUAGUGACUAGCACAGUUUGAUCGUUUGUUUAUCUCUGUUUUACAAGAUACAAUUCCUUCGUAGUUAGAUUAAUGUUACUAGUUUCGAAACGAAUGCGUUUUAAUAUCUUGCGUUUUGGCGCACUUCCAUGAGACAACCGAACGCAGUGGGCGCACUUUAUGACGACUAUAGCGACUUUCAUCGUCGUCAUAAAGAGAAAAGAAUAUUUAAAAACGAGCUCUCUUUACUUUCUAUACUCUUUACUUUAACUUUUAACAGAGUGCAUGCCUUAUUCUAUGUACUACAAAUUUCCAAAAUUGUGCUGACAUUUUACAGACGUUAUGUGUGAUUAGUGAUUAUUAAAACCGGCUGUAUGUAAUCUGAAAUCUAGAAUUGAAUGAAAUGUUUAUUUAAAGCAUCAAAUACGUUUUAUACUACAGAUCAUCAAAACAUAAACGAUUUUCCUUUAUUUACUGGGAUAUGCAAAGAAUACAGAAUUUUAAUUAUUAUGUGAGUGUUUUUUGACGACGAAUAUUCCUUGAUAUAAAUUUCAAUUUAUUAUUUACAGUAAGUAGGCCUAUACACAAUAUGCAAUUCAAGUAAUUUUGUUGAUAAUCUUUGUUGGCUGAAUACAGGCUGUAUCUUUAAGGUUAGUUGUUUCAAACUAUUUUACUUUUAUGUUUAAAUGAAUAAAUUAUAAAGUGAA
Messenger RNA from Anneissia japonica, 2744 nucleotides. RefSeq lists its product as uncharacterized. The record is from RefSeq and is a predicted model, not a curated record. The coding region runs from base 86 to 1864 and encodes 592 amino acids. NCBI's taxonomy places the organism in Eukaryota, Metazoa, Echinodermata, Crinoidea, Comatulida, Comatulidae. The transcript has 5 exons.